AUGACCCAUAAUUCUCGUGCUUACCCAUUGAUCAGUGGCCCGGGCGUCCCACUGACUUUGUUUACGAUGUCAAAUCAUCCGAUUUCCAAAGCUGCACCGCCACUCACCACGAUCUCCGCUGCUGCCGAACCGUCCUUCCCCGGUUGCACGUUCAUCGACUACGAGUGGGAGAAGUUCUUGCUGUUCCUGCGGUUACACUGGCCGUUUCGUGGAACUUCUCCGCAAAGUUCUUGA
Messenger RNA from Angiostrongylus costaricensis, 234 nucleotides. NCBI's taxonomy places the organism in Eukaryota, Metazoa, Nematoda, Chromadorea, Rhabditida, Metastrongylidae. The record is from the annotation of a GenBank genome assembly.